GGCCCCCGUGGGGCUGUCCGCGGCCGCGCCGGACUCAGCCUACCCUGUGGCCUGUUCCGGCAACUCCUACCCCUGCCUGCGGUGCGGUGUGGCCCUCGGGCCUCGAGAAUUCAGCCGCAGCCCGAGGCCCGCAGUUUGAUCAGAAGCAGUCGCGGCAGGCGGUGGGGAAGGCGGUCUGGGUCGGAGGCUGAGACGCUGCUCGGGCUCCAGCAUGGCGGCCGCGGUGCGCGCUGUGUGCCGCUUCCCUGCGCUGUGCGGCGGGUCUGCGGUUCAUUUAUGGUCCAGGCAGCUUUCCCUAAAUGCCUGUCCAGCAACUUCCAUUUUGGCAUUGAAGCCCACUCUCAGCAAUGGUCCUUUGUCAUUGCUGGCAACCAGAGACAACCGUCAGUACACCAGCUUGAGCCACGCGCUGCAGGCACAGUGCUGUAUUUCUUCUCCCAGUGACUUGAUGGGCCAGCAGUAUAGACCAUAUAGUUUCUUCACUAAAUUGACAGCAGAUGAGCUAUGGAAAGGUGCUCUAGCAGAGAGUGGUGCUGGAGCAAGAAAAGGAAGAGGCAAAAGAACUAAGAAAAAGAGAAGAAAGGAUUUGAACAGGGGUCAGAUCAUUGGUGAAGGGCGUCGUGGUUUCCUGUGGCCUGGUCUGAAUGUCCCUCUUAUGAAAAAUGGAGCAGUUCAGACCAUUGCCCAAAGAAGCAAAGAAGAGCAGGAGAAGGUGGAGGCUGACAUGGUACAGCAGAGAGAAGAGUGGGAACGGAAGAGGAAGAUGAAGGUUAAACGGGAGCGAGGAUGGAGCGGGAAUUCAUGGGGCGGCGUCAGUCUUGGCCCUCCUGACCCUGGUCCCAAUGGAGAAACAUAUGAGGAUUUUGAUACCAGGAUACUUGAGGUGAGAAAUGUUUUCAAUAUGACAGCAAAAGAGGGAAGAAAGAAAUCAGUCCGGGUCCUGGUUGCCGUGGGGAAUGGAAAAGGAGCGGCAGGUGAACGGGGCGUGGGGAUACCUGUGGUGGUGGUGGUAUGGCGGAGGACAGGCUGUGCCGUGGAGGCCAUGAGUUCAUGCUGCUGGCCAGACCUUUUCUCAUUAAACCUUUAUGUGAUUUGGCCUCAUAAACUUUGUAAACCCAUAAUAGCCCUUAGAGAGAAAAGAAAGAUAGGUCUUUCUGCAUCUUCUUUUCCCUCUGAGGAUAUUUUGAAAGACUUAAGACAUUAUUAUGCAAAGAACAAAGCAAUUCACUAUUUGCAUUACAUAGAACGAUAUGAAGACCAUACGAUAUUCCAUGAUAUUUCUUUAAGAUAUAAAAGGACAUAUAUCAAGAUGAAGAAACAACCCAGAGGUCACGGCCUCCGCUGCCACAGGGCCAUCACCACCAUUUGCCGGCUCAUUGGCAUCAAAGACAUGUAUGCCAAGGUCUCUGGUUCUGUCAACAUGGUCAACCUCACCCGGGGCCUCUUCCGUGGGCUCUCCCGACAGGAAACCCAUCAACAGCUGGCUGAUAAGAAGGGUCUCCAUGUUGUCGAAUUCCGGGAGGAAUGUGGUCCUCUGCCCAUUGUGGUUGCCUCCCCCCAGGGAGCCUUGAGAAAGGAUCCAGAGCCAGAAGAUGAGGUUCCAGAUGUCAAACUGGACUGGGAAGAAGUGAAGGCUGCACAGGGCAUGAAGCACUCUGUGUGGGCAGGUUUAAAGAGAGCCGCCACAUAACCUUCACUCUGGCUUUGUACAGGCAGUGCCUGGUGCUGUUCAGCACCUAGGAGAGAGACUCAACCCCUCACACCUUGGGAUGUUGCCCUUUUUUGGGGGGGAAGUGGGGAUGGGUAUCCAACCUUAUCUCCUCUGUUUACAAAUAAAUUAUAGCUUUCAUUUAUUGACCAUA
Microcebus murinus (gray mouse lemur) is the source of this 1862-nucleotide messenger RNA. Lineage: Eukaryota; Metazoa; Chordata; Mammalia; Primates; Cheirogaleidae. The record is from RefSeq and is a predicted model, not a curated record.